AUGGGUGAGAAGAAGAAGGCUGGCGCUAUGCUGGUGAGGCUCGUCUCGACUGUCGGGAUAAGGUUUUUCCACGUGGUGAAAAAGACAAAGAGGCUUCAGAGCAAUAACAUAAAGCUCGAGUUCCGAAAUCCGUCGGGCCUCCGAGGGGCUGGAACGAGGCCGACGACGGGUCCUCUUGUUUUGCCUCGUCUCCUGGGGUUUGAGAUGGGGCUUUCCAUCUGUCUUGAGCCUUUAGCUGGUUUUGAGGGGCUCUAG
Molecule: messenger RNA, 255 nt
Organism: Striga hermonthica
Lineage: Eukaryota; Viridiplantae; Streptophyta; Magnoliopsida; Lamiales; Orobanchaceae
Source: the annotation of a GenBank genome assembly